AGGCGGCUCAUUUGCAUGCCGGCGAACUCGCCCGAGCGCGGGCUGGAAGCCGAGCGCCGCGGCGCCAGCGAGGCGGGGGGGCGCGGGGAGCCGCCGCGGCGCUGCGGACAUUUCCCGGGAGCGGCGGCUGCGUUUCAGGAGCCUUCCGCGAACCUGCGGAGCGGCGGUAGGUGCCUGAGGAGCCCGCGCCCUGCCUGCAUGUCCAGCCUGCAGCGCCCCAUGGCGGCCUCGGGCCCGGCCUCGGCGGCGCCGCUGAGCGCGGAGCAAGCCAAAGUGGUGCUGGCCGAGGUGCUCAAGGCGUUCGGCGCCCCGGAGAACGCGCAGCGCCUGGAUGAGGCGCGGGACAAUGCCUGCAACGACAUGGGCAAGAUGCUGCAGUUCCUGCUGCCCGUGGCCACGCAGAUCCAGCAGGACGUCAUCAAAGCCUACGGCUUCAGCAGCGACGGGGAAGGGGUCCUGAAGUUUGCCCGGCUGAUAAAAUCCUAUGAAUCUCAGGACCCAGAGAUCGCCAGCAUGUCUGGGAAGCUGAAAGCCAUGUUCCUGCCACCCAUGACGCUGCCUCCGCAUGGGUCGGGGACAGGUGGGGUGGCAGCCUCAUGAAGCUGGGACCCUGUCCAGCUCCAGCUGAGUAUGAGGGCACUGGCUCCUGGCAUCCCGGUCGGGCUGCGGUUGUCCAGCUGCAGGUGGGGCCCCAGGAGCCCCCAGUGCCUCGGAAGCUCAGAAGCUUCUUUGUGUGUCUGCGGCGUUGUGUUUUACGUGCCUGCAUGAGACAGUGUGCUGCUUCUGCUUGUGAAUAAAAGUUGUUUUAAGAGUG
Molecule: messenger RNA, 814 nt
Organism: Alligator mississippiensis (American alligator)
Lineage: Eukaryota; Metazoa; Chordata; Crocodylia; Alligatoridae
Gene: C1H12orf57
Product: chromosome 1 C12orf57 homolog
Exons: 4
Coding region: 16-600 (194 amino acids)
Biological process (GO): post-embryonic development
Source: RefSeq, a predicted model, not a curated record